AUGACAAGCAUAGACGAGCUGUUCAAGGUAUGUCCAGUCGCUUCUUGCAGCCAAUUGAAGCAAUUGUUAACAAAUCCAAAGGGCGUAAGCGGGAACAAACGCAAGCUCGAACCGCUUCGAGAUCCAAACCAAGUAUAUAAAUCCGCCCGCACAAAUGGAAGCUCCAGCAGACAUGCACGGGUAGAAGACGGGCCCACAGAAGACGCCGACGACACCGAAGCCGGACCAGUACCACCACCCGAAGACGAUGAGGAAGGUGAUUACGGUCCUAGCCUACCAGCCGACGAAGGAGAAGAAGAGGAGGAGGACGCCGGCGACGAUGAGGAGGGGGGCCGGUUCUUCGGCGGCGGCAUCAGCGCGCAGCAGCGCGAGAUCCUGGACUACGUGGACGGGGCGGACGACCAGCUCGGGGAGUUCCGGGAGGAGAAGAUCGACGUGGCCUGGCUGCGCAAGACGGCGCUCAACUUCGAGCGGCACAUAUCCAAGAACGCCGAGCUGAGGGCGAGGUUCGAGGACCAGCCCGCCAGGUUCAUCGAGAGCGAGGCCGACCUCGACGCCGACGUCAAGGCGCUGAGCAUCCUGGCCGAGCACCCCGAUCUGUACAGGGAGUUCGCCAGGCUCGGCUGUGCCGCUAGUCUGGUCGGGCUGCUGGCUCACGAGAAUAGCGACAUCGCCAUCGAUGUCCUAGAGCUGUUGAACGAGCUCACGGAUGAGGACGUGCCGGCCGAGGACGAGCAGUGGAAUGCCCUGGUCGAUGCGUGUCUGGAUGCUGAUCUGCUGGGACUGCUGUUCAGUAACAUGGAGCGACUGGACGAGAAGGAGGAGGUGGACCGGAAUGGUGUCUACCACGCGCUCAACAUCUGCGAGAAUCUGUGCUCGAGAACAGCCACGGCGGAAAGGAUAGGAGGACAGGAGAAUCUGGUGAAGUGGUUACUUGACAGGAUGCAGGCCAAGGAAAGGGUGGUCAGCCAGAACAAGCAGUACUCAGCCGAGAUCUUGGCCAUCCUGGUGCAAUCGAGUUCGAAAAACCGGAGGCAGCUGGCCGCGCUGGACGCGGUCGAUAUCAUGCUGCAGCUGAUAGCACCAUAUCGAAAACGUGAUCCCGACAAGGGCGGCGAGGAGGAAGAGUACAUGGAGAAUCUGUUCGAGGCGCUCACCUGCAUCGCGGACGAGGCCGAGGGCAAGUCCAAGUUUAUCGAGGCAGAAGGCAUCGAGCUGUGCCUGAUCAUGCUGAAGGAGGGCAAGAUGAGCAAAAUCGCCUCCCUCCGAUUGUUAGACCACGCCGCGGGCGGUCCAACCGGCGCCGAAGUAUGCGCCAAGAUCGUCGAAGCGGGCGGGCUGAAGAACCUGUUCACGCUAUUCAUGAAGAAGAACGACAACCAGACCUCGGAGCACCUCGUCAGCAUCUUCAGCUCGAUGCUGCGAUCGUUACCGGCCGACUCGGCGGAGAGGAUACGGACCUUGGCCAAAUUCGUGGAGAAGGACUAUGAAAAGACGACCAAGCUGGUCAAAUUACGGCGGGACUACGCAUCAAGAGUGGCCACUGUUGACGAGACGAUCCGUACGGAGCAGUCACGGAUGAAUGCCCAAGACAGAGAAGAGAUGGCCGAUGAAUGGUUCUCCCGCAGGUUAGAUGCAGGACUCUUCUCGUUACAAACCGUCGACGUCCUGUUGGCCUGGUUGGUAGCCGAGGACGGUGGUGCCCGGAGGAAGAUCAAGGCAUUGUUGGCAGAACGGGAUGAGACAUUGGCCGUGGUCAAGCAGACGAUUGAGGAGCAGAUUGAGGGCAUGGACGUUGAAGAUCAGGAAACCAAAGAUACCCGUGAGAUGCUCACUACGCUGGCCCAGUUUCUGCAAUAG
Messenger RNA from Truncatella angustata, 1860 nucleotides. Its product is annotated as Catenin-beta-like protein. The coding region runs from base 1 to 1860 and encodes 619 amino acids. The transcript is spliced from 2 exons. Lineage: Eukaryota; Fungi; Ascomycota; Sordariomycetes; Amphisphaeriales; Sporocadaceae. The record is from RefSeq and is a predicted model, not a curated record. Gene Ontology annotation, cellular component: spliceosomal complex.